AUGAGUCUUGUUCCUUGUCGCGGUGGUGGCCGACUACAAACUUUUGUACUUACAAGAGAUAUUAACUCACUCGUCAAUUCUCUUAACAACGGCUUUUAUGUAAACACAGUCAAUCGAUAUAGUGAAACUGCAUUGUUCAUAGCAUCUUAUUACGGGGACAUAGAUAUGGUCGAUUUAUUGCUUUCUAGGGACGCUGAUCCAAAUUUACAAACAACUGAAGGAAAUACUCCCUUGCAUUCAGCUGCUUGUAAUGGACAUACCGAAGUGAUGCAAAAGCUUAUUGCUGCUGGAGCUGAUGAAAACCUCAAAAACAGCCAGGGCCUGACUGCAUCAGAUUUGCUUAAUCUUAAUCAUUCCGAGGAAAAGAGUGAAACAAGCAAGUGUGAUUCGAAGAAGAGAUCAGAAAUAAGAAAAACCAACCGUGAUUCCCUUCGAAAGCAUCAAAUUAAACUUUCAAAAACUGAAUCUAAAUGUCUUACUUCGUUUUGUUCAUUUACCUUUGAUCAUUCACAUAGACCGCGAGAAUUUAUUUCAAGCAUACCCAUUCGUAAAAAGUCAGAAAUUGAAGGAGACCUCUGUGAAAGCUCUCAUUACUCCCACAAAGAAGAUUUUAUCCUCAGAGAUCGUAAACGUUGGCAUGGUAGCAUACCUGUACUUACGCAUCAACUCAACCCUAUUAUUGUUCAGUUUUUGGGAGGAAGUUUAAAUUCAAAAAUUAAAGAUAUUCUACACAAUUUAUUAAUUCGUGAAUUAGAAGUAUGCAGACGCAUUCAUCAUCCAAAUAUUAUGAGUUUACUGGCUAUCAUUUAUGAUGAUGCAAUUCAAACUGAAUCACGUGAUCAACUAAUCAAUCCUAGUAGUUUAGUACUGAUGUAUGAACUGCCUUCACUUGGUAAUUUGCAUGAAUACAUACAAGUAAAACACAAUAAAUUUUCUACCCUAUCAGUACUCAUUAUAUCCUAUCAAAUAUCUGAAGCUCUGGUGUUUCUACAUUCCUCUGGUAUUGUUCAUUGUGGGAUUACUCCGUAUGCUGUACACUUGUAUGCAGUGGAUAAAGCCAAGCUGGGGAAUUUUGAAUACGCCCAAUAUAUUGAAAAUUAUGAAAAUACUUCAACCGAAGAUCAUUACUAUUCAGAUGAUUCAAUAGUCAAUAAAUCCAAGUUGAAUUCUACUUCGAGAGUCCCUCAUCUCUCAUCAGUAUUCAAUUUAAUUCUUGGUGUAUAUUAUCUACCAUCAAAUUGCUUAACUGAUUGGUUACCGCCAGAAUUAUAUGACUCAACAAAAGCCUUAUUUAAAUUCCCCAACUUUUUAAUGGCACUACAAACCAUUUCAAUUGAUGAAUUAAAACAAACAAUUAAACCGUGUACAGCUAGUGAUGUAUUCAGUUUUGGUAGAGUGAUUCAGUUUAUUUUAAUGAAAUCCCAAGAGAAACAUGAAAUAUUUACUGAAUGUUAUAGUAAUCCUGGUAAUCUAUCAACUUUAGUAUCUUCAGCUAUCAAAUUGAAUCCAGAUGAACGUCUGCAGAUGACACAAUUCAAUCGAUUACUGAUACAUUUAUUUUGGAUAGAAUAUGAUCAAGAAAAAUCGCCAAAACCAGCUUUAUUUAACAGUAUGCCACCAUGCCCAUUACGACUAUGCGAUCAUAAAUACAGACCAAGGUAUUUUGAUCCUGUCCCCCUUGUCUAUGCUAAAAAUUCAACUGGCAGUAAUUCUCGUCUAAGAACUAUUUCCCCUAUCGACUAUCAUCAGAAAUUGUCAGUUUCAUCGACUGAGAGUAAAGAACAGUCGAAAAAGCCAGCGUUGAAGCUGUUCAGGCGUAGUGAACCCCUGAAUUCUAGUACGCAUCGAUCGUUUCUCAAUUCAGAGAAGGCGAAACAUCUUCAAAAGUCAGAAAAUAAUACUUCAGAUGCUUCUGUUCAAAGAAUUAACACUUCACGCGGUGAUAGAAGUGAUUCACUUAUAUCGGCAAUGGCAGCGACAACAGCAAAUAGAGAAAAAUCUGCAUUUCAACCAGUCGACAUGAUUUCAACUCAGACUGACAGACAACAAUCCACAAAGAAAGACCGUAAACGAUCUUGGCAUAAAAUGUUCAUGUACACAAAACGAUUAACUUCAACAAAACACAAUUCCCCGUAUAAAGUGAAUUCGAAGGGCACUUGUCAAAAAUCUAAAAGUAUUAACAAGAGGAAAAAACGUGAAACUGAAACUGAUUCACAAUCUGUUAAACCCAUUUCUACUACUAAUACAGACAGUGAACGGACUAACCCAAAGCAACACACCUCAUCACUUACAGAUUGGUUUACACGUCGAAGACUCAAAUCUCCAAAUGGUUCAACAUCUCCAGAUAUUAAUAACAUAAAAUUUAAGUCUUAUAUGGAUUCAACUCCAGUUGCAAAAGCUGAAUCAACACACAUCAUCAAUACAUCUAGCAAUUAUACAGUCAAUAAUUCCUCUGAAAAUAAUUCCAGUCGGAAGUCGCACAGUUUCUUUCGACAUUUUAGACUAUCGAAAUCUGAUUAUGUUCACUUGGCUGCUGUUCCAUUACUCCCAGAAGGUGUUGAAGUGAAUCCUGAUUUGAUCAGCAGGAGAGAUACUUCUUCACUGCGUCAGUCCCUAGUUAAAUCCCCCAGAAAUCCGCUUAUUUCCCCGCUGAGUGAGCCAAAUUCUUUCGUUACACAAGGUAGAGAUGUUCGAGAUAAUUCUGGUGAUAUUCUGUGUGAAAAGGCUGCAAAUUAUCAGUUAAAUUCUUCUCGAUGUAAAUCAGUCAGCUCCAAACCUGAAACACCGACACCAGUGAAACCAGCUUCACAUAUCACACAAGUACUAUCGAUGUCAGUUGAGAAUCCCGACGCUUCCGGCAGAAUUGAUUUAAUUCGUACAUCAAGUUUACUGACACGUAAACAACGCUAUCUUAAGCGUUUAAAAGCUGCACAAGAGUUGGAUUCACCUCUGAUAAAUAAUAACAACCCAUUGUACACUAAGCAUCCAUACCUUCAGUCGUUUAGAACAACUCCAACUCUAACUCCAAAUGUAUCUGGCAACCGAUUUCGUAGAGUACACAGCUUCCCAGCUCUGAGUAGACAAUCUGAUACCACCAUCAAGAGCAAAUCUGGUAAUCAUGAUGCUUCAGUACAAAUCAAUUAUGAAGUCAAUGAAACAUCACUGAAAACUGAUGAUGACAGAAGCGAUCCAGAUAACUGUUAUUCUCAAAGAAUCAAUUUGGCCUUAGGUCCUACUUCCACACAUAGAAGACUAAAUGAAGUACAAAAGAAGUCAAGUAUAAAGUACACUGAGGAACCGUUGUACAGUGUCCAAUCCAUUGUUCAGAAAUAUGAAGCUUCUGAUGAACCGCAAAAAGAGAAUUCCAGUCAAAUAUUAAAUGAGACAAUUAGUUUAAGUGAAUUCUUAUCCAAAUAUUGUAAGGUAACAACUUCAAAGUCCACUGAAGCCAAUAAUUCACCAAUUUCUCAAAAUUCUGAGAAAAACAGUCAUCAGAUAACUGCGAAUUCGCUUAAUCAGCAUGAAAAGACACAAUAUGAAUCAAACUGUGACAGUAGCGUAUCAAUUUGUAAGGUGUCAAUUGGUGUACAGUGUACAAUUGCCAGUGGGGAUAAUGAUGAGGAUGAUGAUGAUGAUGAUGGCGGUUGUCGAACUAAACACAGUACUUGUGAUACAAGUAUGCAAACAGAAUCGAUUAACUGUUCAUCAUGCUUGUCUUCAAGAGUUGUAGAUACAUGCCCGAAUUCAAAAAAUAACCUUUCCCUAUCUACUCAUGGUGACAAUACGCUGAAUUCUCAAAUUCAUGAGUUGGCCAUUUCAUCAUCGGAUGACUUUUAUGACUUACCAAAUCCUGCUUCAACUGGCAGUUUAAGCGGAGAAAUUCCAUCAAAAGUACUUACCAACCAGAUUACUCAUAAAUCAAUCUCCACUUCCAUGCUGGACAUUAAAUGCUCUGGUCAAUUUCGGAAACUUUUAAACUAUUCAAAAAUUUGCAGAUCAGCGAGUUUUCAUUUCUCUCAAAUCAAAUCAGCUGACAACGUUAAUCAGAGCAAAGAUUUUCAGGCGUUUCCCAAUAAAACACCAACCAACCAACCUUUUCAUGAUAACGAGAAUGAGGAUGAUACUGUCUCAUCCUAUGGAUCAUUUCCCACACCACCGGCUACUGUUCUUCAACACUUCAAUGAAGAGUCAGACAAAAUGCCAUCAGGUGAUGAUGAUGAUGAUUAUCAUAGUUUUUUAAAUAUUCCGCUGAGAAGCACCUUUCAACUUGUUGGACAGGUCAACUUACAUCCGGCUAGUUCUUCACUUCGAAAUCCAUCGUCAGAUUACCUCUGUGAAAGGAAUCCUCUCUCCGAUAUUCAGUUGAACAGUAGUAACUGUCAGUACUUAUACCAAAGUGAAAAUCAAUAUGAAAUGAAUAAACAGCUGUCUAACUAUUUGAACUCACUGGAUACUACAGAUGAAAACUUACCGCCAACACCAGAAUAAUCAAUCAGUCUCAACCAAGGAGUCAAUCCGGGUCACCAUGAUCGCGAUCAUAAUCAUUAAUCAUCAAUCAUUAUCCUUUUUUUCCUUCUUCAAAGCCAUCUGCCUUGUUGUCGUCCUAAUCCAAUUUUCAUCUCCAUUGUCAUCGCCUUUAUCUUCAUCGUCCAUUUGUUUCUCACAAUGCACACUAGUUCAUACC
Trichobilharzia szidati is the source of this 4684-nucleotide messenger RNA. NCBI's taxonomy places the organism in Eukaryota, Metazoa, Platyhelminthes, Trematoda, Strigeidida, Schistosomatidae. The record is from the annotation of a GenBank genome assembly.